AUGGUGUCAUUUUUCCGAACUUAUGUAUCAAUGUUUGACUAGCAGGUUUUAUAAGAUGUUCUCCGAUUGAUGUUUCGGAGCGAUGUAGGAGUGGGUGACGAUACUGCAGAUGAAGUUUUUGGGCUGUUUCAGCUAUCUUUUUUGCCUCAGGACACUACUCAUGAUCUGAUAACAUUCAUUUUCUUGUUUGACAAGGUUACCAAAAGGCAUAGAUGUUCACUCCAAUGAUUUUGGCAAUUUUCGAUACUUGCAAUUUUCUUGGGCGAUGUACAUGGCAACUUCCUUAUUCAUUCUUGUUUGACACUGGAUGGCAAUGGGAUGGAACAGCCACAUAAGAUAAAGGUAACAAUGUUCAUCAGCAACCACAAAAUGUCAUAUGAUAUCCCGAUGAGUUCAUACAAUAUGUCAGAAAUUGGGAAGAACGUAUUCAAUGAGGACCAGAUCAAACUUCGAAAUAGAAAGGGUCUUCUGGUUAAAUUAUUAAUAGUGCCGGGAGUAGUUCACAUUCGGUUGGUCCGAGACCAUUAUCAGAACAUCCAGAACUACGAUCGUGCACAUAUGCUCUGUCAACCUAAUUAUGGAAACGGAGUGAAAUUAAGUCUGACAUUGGAUGCUAAAUUUAAGAUACAGCUGUGAAUUGGCGAUCAUACACAUGUGCGAUUCCUACACUGAUUGCCUUUUUUUGGGUAACAUUAACUGGUGCCAACGUUGUCCUCCUGAAAUUCUUCCGAGCCAAGCAAUGAAUUCGGAUCAAGAACCACCGAAUUUGGAAUGUCGUGGUGUUAUAUAAAGGAAGACAAUCUCUCGGCCCUUGCGUCCCUCAAGCAACAUUGAUAGCCUUGCGAUUAACCCUCUCUCCCUCUCUUCUUCUUUCCACAUAUCUCUCUCUCCCUAUUGACUCGGGAGAGAGACAUUAAUAACAAAAUCGCAUUCUUCUUCCUAUAUCAACUGAAGAAGAGGGAACAUGGGUGGAUGUGCUAGCGUGCCCAUCAAGUUCAAGAAGGCCGAGGCCGGCGGAGUCCCCCCGGAGCCCGCGACGGAGGAGUCGGUCGCCGCCCCCGCCCCUGCUGAGGAGCAGAAGACGGAGGAGGUGAAGACGGAGGUUGAGGAGACCAAGGAAGAAGUAAAGGCCGACACCGAGACUGAGAAGAAGGCCGAAGAUGAUAAGGAUGCUCCCUCUCUAGGAACAUUGCUCGAUAAGGAUGGAGAAAAGAAAGAGGAGAAGAGCGAGGGAGAGGCUGCCGUCGCAGGCGAACCCAAGAAGGAAGAGGAGACGAAAGAAGUAAAGGCUGAGGAGGCCAAGAAAGAGUAGAAUUAAACAGCAAGUGAAGGGAAGCCUAGGUCAAACAGAUUAUGAGUCAAAUUGAGUUGAGAAGGGCUUCUAAUGAAUGAGGAUUAAUAUACUUGAGUGCACCCCAAAUUUAUGCAGCAAUUUGUAAGGAGUCUCUCUAAUCAAGAGAUGAAUCAUCAAGUUUGUGAGCCAAAAUCCAUUCUCUCUGGUGUAUCAAAUCAAUGUUUUCUUCUUUCCA
Molecule: messenger RNA, 1529 nt
Organism: Syzygium oleosum
Lineage: Eukaryota; Viridiplantae; Streptophyta; Magnoliopsida; Myrtales; Myrtaceae
Exons: 2
Coding region: 965-1312 (115 amino acids)
Source: RefSeq, a predicted model, not a curated record